UCAACGACUCAGAUCGUAACACGGCCGAAAACCUAACAAAAACAUUGGAUCAAUCAUAAUAAAUAACUUCUGAAAUCGUAACAAAAAGCAUCAGACAAAUUAAAAAAAAAAGAACCUGAAGAAUGCAGACUAAGUACAAUCCAUUCUCAUUUUUCCAAAAUCUAUCACUUUGAUCGUCAAUUCUUCUUGAGUUCACAGAGGAAAACCAUGAAAUUCACAAACUCGCCGGUUGUAGAACUUCCGGUGGGUGGGGAAGUGCUUCAUAUCGAGCAAGACAAUGGCUCAAUGCAUGUGGGCACCUCCGUCUGGCCCUGCUCCCUCCUCCUCGUCAAGUUCGUUCAGCGCUGCCUCACAAGCACAACAGCAGAAAUGUCAUCAGAGCCCCCAAACCCUUAUGCCCAAAUCCUUCAAUUCAACAACAAGCGCGGAGUCGAACUCGGGACCGGCUGUGGUGUCGCCGGAAUGGGGCUCGCCCUGCUUGGCCUCGAUGUUGUUCUGACAGACAUCGCCCCCGUUCUGCCCGCCUUGAAGCGCAACGUGAAGAAAAACACGGCCGCCACUUCACUCAAGAAUGCUGGAAAGCCGGGCUGCAGCGCCGGAAGAGUGAAAAUCUCACAGCUUUACUGGAACAAUGAGAAGCAGAUUCAGGUACUCAAGCCUCCUUUUGAUUUUAUCAUAGCUACGGAUGUUGUAUAUUUGGAGAAUAUUGUGGAGCCGUUGAUUUUUACCAUGAAUGCUCUGGCUGGGCCUUCCUCUGUUAUUUUGCUGGGCUAUCAGAUUCGAUCCCCCGAAGCUCAUCGCCUUUUUUGGGAGAUUUGCCCCAGGUUUUUUAGCGUUGAGAAGGUUCCCCGCGAGUAUUUGCAUUCAGAUUAUGCUUAUGAGGAGAGCGAUGUGUAUAUACUUCGGAAAAAGACUAAUUAGGGCUAUUUACAGAGAGGAUUUUGAGAGCACAGUUAUAGCGAGAGGGUUUUUAGGAGACUAAUAAUAUAGCCAGGGUUUCGACAACACGUCAAGGAGAGAGUUUUUUAGGGUUUUUGGGAGGCUCUAAAAAUAAGUUCCUUCCGGAAAUCAGAGCAGAGUGAAAAAAUUGUAAAUUAAGGGUUUGUGUAGCUGAGGGUUUAAGGGGCUAAUGUUUCAGGAGUCUCGAGGGUUUUGUGUUCUUGGUGAAUUCAGUUUUUUCUUUUCGGUUGACAUUAUACCGUUGCCAUGUGUUAGCAAGAAGAUUUCCUAUUCUUAUCAUAUGGUAGGCAUCCGAUCUGGUAUGUGUUAUGAAUGGUCAUUACCUUAAGUUCGACAACAAGCUUUUGCAAUUACAGCAAUUCAUUUUCUUUGUUAGUUACACUCGUUUAGCUGGAUCUACAGUCUUUUUAUGUAGGGUUUCAAUCCAUUGCAUAUCUGACAUGGUGUGCUGUUGAUCUUGUAACAUACAUAAUUGCCACAACUUUGUAAUCAAUUUUCUUAGCGAUUUCAGUAAUUCUUUUCAGGGUUAUAA
Molecule: messenger RNA, 1492 nt
Organism: Cryptomeria japonica (Japanese cedar)
Lineage: Eukaryota; Viridiplantae; Streptophyta; Pinopsida; Cupressales; Cupressaceae
Exons: 1
Coding region: 208-921 (237 amino acids)
Source: RefSeq, a predicted model, not a curated record